AUGAUUAUUUACAAGGAUAUUUUCUCUAACGACGAAUUAUUAUCAGACGCUUACGACGUCACCGAAGUUGAUGGUGUCAUCUACGAAGCCGAUUGUGCUAUGGUCAAGGUCGGUGGUGAUAACAUUGAUAUUGGUGCUAACCCAUCUGCUGAAGACGGUGGUGAUGAUGAUGUCGAUGACGGUUCUGAAAUCGUUAACAACGUUGUCCACUCCUUCCGUUUACAACCAACUGGUUUCGACAAGAAGUCUUUCCUAACUUACAUCAAGGGUUACAUGAAGGCUGUCAAGGCUAAAUUACAAGAAUCUAACCCAGAUGCUGUUGCCACUUUCGAAAAGGGUGCUCAAACUUACGUCAAGAAGGUCAUUGGUUCUUUCAAGGACUGGGAAUUCUUCACUGGUGAAUCCAUGGACCCAGAUGCCAUGAUCAUCAUGUUGAACUACCGUGAAGAUGGUACCACUCCAUUCAUCGCUAUCUGGAAGCAUGGUAUCGUUGAAGAAAAAAUCUAA
This is a messenger RNA of Kazachstania africana CBS 2517, 507 nucleotides long. RefSeq names its product Tma19p (gene TMA19). The coding region runs from base 1 to 507 and encodes 168 amino acids. NCBI's taxonomy places the organism in Eukaryota, Fungi, Ascomycota, Saccharomycetes, Saccharomycetales, Saccharomycetaceae. Gene Ontology annotation, cellular component: cytoplasm. Gene Ontology annotation, molecular function: calcium ion binding. The transcript has a single exon. The record is from RefSeq and is a predicted model, not a curated record.